Rhodotorula graminis WP1 is the source of this 1257-nucleotide messenger RNA. RefSeq lists its product as uncharacterized. The record is from RefSeq and is a predicted model, not a curated record. Gene Ontology annotation, molecular function: C-4 methylsterol oxidase activity; iron ion binding. Gene Ontology annotation, biological process: ergosterol biosynthetic process. The coding region runs from base 163 to 1110 and encodes 315 amino acids. The transcript has 10 exons. Lineage: Eukaryota; Fungi; Basidiomycota; Microbotryomycetes; Sporidiobolales; Sporidiobolaceae.
CGCUCGGCUUCGCUUCAGCCAGCUGCACACGCUCAGCACAUCGACCCACACUCCGCGACACACACCUCGCACCCGUCUCUCGACUCGAGCGCACGAGCUCUCUCCUCCUCCUCCCAUCUCCCCCUCGCCACCAACAACCCUCGCCUCGCCCCACGUCUCACGAUGGCGUCCGUCUACGAGCAGAUGUUCAACAACGCGACCGUGCUCGUGACCAACUUUGUCGAGACGACCAAGCACGAGGCGGCGUCGUUCUACUCGGCCGUCGACCCUUCACAGCUCAACUGGCUCGAGCGCCUGUGGAUGAGCUGGUACGUCAAGAUCGGCGACCCGAUUCUCGCGACGGGCAUCAUGAGCUUUGUCAUGCACGAGGUCGUCUACUUUGGCCGAUGCGUGCCCUGGAUCCUCAUCGAUUACAUGGGCUGGUUCAAGCAGUACAAGCUGCAGCAGGACAAGUCGAUGUCGAUGGAGAAGCAGUGGCAGUGCACCAAGGCGGUCCUCAAGACGCACUUCUCUGUCGAGCUCCCGCAGAUCUACUUGUUCCACCCGCUCGCCGUCUCGGCCGGUAUGAAGACCUACGAGGUCCCCUUCCCGUCGCUCUGGAAGCAGAUGCUCCCGCAGAUCGCGCUCUUCUUCUUCAUCGAGGACACCUGGCACUACUUCGUGCACCGUCUCAUGCACCACCGUGCACUCUACAAGCACGUCCACAAGGUACACCAUGAGUGGAGUGCCCCGAGUGGCCUGGCGGCCGAACACGCUCACCCUAUCGAGGUCUUCGUGCUCGGCCUCGGCACUGUCGGCGCACCCCUCCUCUACUGCUACCUUAGCGGCGGCAACAUGCACAUCAUCACCAUGUACCUGUGGAUCUGCCUUCGCCUCGCCCAGGCCAUCGACGCGCACAGCGGCUACGACUUCCCUUGGUCGCUCCGCCACUUCCUCCCGUUCUGGGCCGGCGCCGAGCACCACGACUACCACCACGAGAAGUUCAUGGACUGCUACUCGUCGUCGUUCCGCCACUGGGACAUGCUUCUCGGCACCGAGAAGAAGUACCACGCGUACCGCGCCAAGCAGAAGGCGGAGAAGGCUGCGCUCGUCGAGAAGAAGUCGCUCUGAGCAGACACUACAGUUUCUCCCUCCCACAUCCCUCCCCGCCCUCGUCGUUCUCUUGCUUGUCGUUCGUUAGAGCUGCUGUCCCCCCCUCUUUACCCCCACGUCGUGGUCGCUCCGUCUCGCCGUCUAGAACUGCCUCGGAGGAGGGCG